Messenger RNA from Rhineura floridana, 5869 nucleotides. It is a transcript of the gene STON2, whose product is annotated as stonin 2. NCBI's taxonomy places the organism in Eukaryota, Metazoa, Chordata, Lepidosauria, Squamata, Rhineuridae. Gene Ontology annotation, cellular component: AP-2 adaptor complex; synaptic vesicle. The transcript has 8 exons. Gene Ontology annotation, biological process: regulation of endocytosis; clathrin-dependent endocytosis; synaptic vesicle endocytosis. The coding region runs from base 481 to 3126 and encodes 881 amino acids. Gene Ontology annotation, molecular function: clathrin-cargo adaptor activity. The record is from RefSeq and is a predicted model, not a curated record.
GGAGAAGAGGGUUGGAGUAGCCUUCUCGCGUUCAGGACUAUCAGUUCUCGGCUUCCUUCGCUUGGAUUGCCUGCUGCUCAACUUUCCUGCUGUUGCUGCUGGGGGGUGUUACAUUUUCACAUCUCUACGCCGCAACCUCUCUCCUCCCCCAAUCCCGCACGCUUUUGCUUUCCGUGGCUGAAGAGAGAGAAAGCGAGAGACUGCGUGGCGCUUCCAAGACCUUAGGUCAGUGGAAGGACCCCAAACAAAACUUUCAGAUGUGGAAGAUCAUACUCCCAAGCCAUUUUGGGAUUUAAAGUUGCUGUCCUUCUGAAAUGAGCUAGAAACAAAACAAAAAAAAUUGCAGCGAGGUGAGCUGCUUGCUCUCUGCUGACUGUACUGUCUGCCAGUGGUGUGAACAUGAGUAGCAACCUGCAGUGAGCAUGACAUCUCUAGCCAACAUCAUUGCUUCCCAGCAGUCUUAGUGGGUCUCUUUCAACAAUGGACUGCUCUUACCAAUUGCCUCCCAGGCUGUCAAUGCAGGCCACACAGGAGAACCUUGAGAGAUUUCUUUCCUCCUCUGACACUUCCUCUGAAGGCAUCCAAAACCUGGAUGGAGAAUUUCAGACACUUGAACAAGUUGAGCCAGGAGAUGCAAUGGACAAAGCAGCUGUAGGCUUUGUUUGUUUACUUGAAAAUCAUCAGUCUGCAAAGCCUGAUCUGUCUUCAUCCUUCAGCACAUGGGUCCAGUUUGAAGAUGCACCUUGGUCUAGCCCUCCACUAGAGAAUGCCCAUACAGCCCUUUCUCCAAAAACAUCCUACUGGACACAUCCGUCCUCAGGAUUUUCUGAGAGACGGCCUCUCACCUCAGACAACAGUUGGACAACUACUUCUGAGAACACCAGCAGCCCAAGUAUUACCCCUUCCUAUACUGAUCUGCAAUCCAUAAAUACUGAAGACCUCACCAGUGGCAGAGCAUCUGCAGCAGACUCAACUGACAAUUCCUCAUCCCUUCUUGAAGAUGAAGAGCUAGGUAUGGAGACUACCAGCUGGCAACUGAACAGCACAUCAAUCAAUGGCCAUUGUGAAACUCCAACAACAGCUCGUUUCCCCAGCUGGGUGACUUUUGAUGACAAUGAAAUCAGCUGCAACUCUCCACCGACUUUAUCCCCCAUGAAACCAGAAUCCCCACCAUUAGUAGCAGCUCCAGCAGCAGCAGCAGUAACAACACAGAUCACAGAUGUGAACUCUAUUACUCUCUCAUCAUCCUUUAAGAAAAGGGAACGCCCCAGAAGUGCAUUGGCUGACCUUUCUAAAAUCCAGAAACUAGACCUUUCCUCAGUAGCCAGGCUGCCUUCAGUUAGUGGGACACCCUCCUGGAGUGCUACUAACCCAUUUCUUGAUGAAUCUCUAAGGGAUGUACAACCUUCCCCUAUCAACCCAUUCAGCUCUUUCUUUGAAGAACAGGAUAGGCGUUCUCAAACCUCUCCCAUCUCUGGUAGAAACCAGAGAGAUUCUCUCAUUAUCCUCCAUCAAGAGCCUGACACCAUCAGUUUUAAUGAGUCAAGUCAACAUCUCGGGCAUAGAGAUGCUGUUGAGCAAUUUAAGCAACUCAAGAUUGGGGAUCCAGAUCGGAUAAGCAGCCCUACUCUGCCUGAUGAUGACCCCACAGUGCCAACUGAGCUGUACAGUACCAUGUCCAGUUUGGGGCCACCUCAGCAAAAAGAUGGCUGGCCAAUGAUGCUGAGGAUACCAGAAAAGAAGAAUAUUAUGUCCUCUAGACACUGGGGGCCGAUUUAUGUCAAAUUGACUGAGAGCAGGUACUUGCAGCUCUUUUAUGAGAAGGGAUUGGAGAAGCCUUUCAAGGAAUUCAAGCUUGACAUCAAUCAUGAAAUUUCAGAGCCCAAGCUCCAGAAUUAUGAUGAGAAUGGAAGGAUACACAGUGUGAGGAUAGAUCGCAUCAUGUACAAGGAGAAAAAGAAGUACCAGCCAAAGCCAGCUGUCUCUCACACAGCGGAGAGGGAACAGGUUAUUAAACUAGGUACCACUAAUUAUGAAGACUUCCUCAGCUUCAUCAGGGCAGUUCAGGAUACACUAAUGGAUUUGCCUGCUUCAUCAACAGACCUGAGCACAGUGGGAUUAAACUACCAAGAGGAGGAAAUCACUGUGGAUGUAAAGGACGAGUUCUAUGGCACCUUGGCCAAAGGAGACAAUAGGAUUUUGCAGCACAAUGUUUUGACCCGAGUGCAUGUUCUCACUUUUCUUUCUGGCCUGGCAGAAUGUAGGCUGGGUUUUAACGACGUCUUCGUCAAAGGGAAUGAAAUUGUCUCACGGCAGGACAUCAUGCCCACUACCACCACCAAGUGGAUCAAACUGUAUGAUUGCCACUUCCACUCAUGUGUGGAUGAGGAUGCAUUUGCCAGUGCCCGUGUCAUUCUGUUUAACCCCCUGGAUGCUUGCAGGUUUGAACUGAUGCGCUUCAGAAGUGUGUUUUCUGAGAAGAUGUUGCCUUUUACCUUGAGGGUUGCAGCAAGCAUCAGCGGUGCUGAGGUAGAACUUCAGAGUUGGCUGAUGAUGUCACCAGGGUUCUCCUCCAACAGAGACCCUCUAACUCAGGUCCCCUGUGAAAAUGUGAUGGUCCGCUACCCAGUGCCACAGGAGUGGGUGAAAAAUUUCCGCAAAGAUAGUGUUCUUGGGGAAAAGUCCUUGAAGGCAAAGGUGAACAAAAGUGCCAGCUUUGGAUCCACCAGUGUGUCGGGUUCUGAGCCAGUAAUGAGAGUAACAUUAGGAACUGCCAAAUAUGAGCAUGCCUUUAAUUCCAUCGUGUGGAGGAUAAAUAGACUGCCUGACAAAAACUCUGCUUCUGGUCAUCCACACUGCUUCUUCUGCCACUUAGAGCUUGGCUCAGACCGGGAAGUGCCUUCUAGUUUUGUCGGCCAUGUGGAUGUGGAGUUUGAUAUGCCAACUACUUCAGCAUCCAAAGCCACCAUUCGAUCUAUCUCUGUGGAAGGCAAGACAGAUGUCAGGAAGUGGGUCAACUAUUCAGCACAUUACAGUUACAAGGUGGAGAUAGAGCGGAAGAAGAGCUUGAAUUCAGAUUUGAGGGAAGAACUUACUGAUAACCCCAAGGAAUGUGCUGUGCAAUGAAGGAAAGAUCACUCUACAGUUGAAAGAGAAAAAUCAACAUGCCUUGAAGAAGAGAGAACACAGCACCUCGCUCCUGCUGUAGGAAAAGCCAGGACAUAUAUGGAGUGUUGCAGGGCUUCCUUGCCCUCUAUGCCUAUAUGUAGAGAGGAGCCUCUCUGGGGAUUUGUUUACAAGAGCUUGGUGGCUUUGGUAGAAGCACACCAAGCAUGUAGGCUCACAAUUCAUUCAAGCUUGCCUUCAUCCCUGCCACUGAUCUUCCUACAGUGAUAUAUUUUUUCAACUCACAAAAAAGGUGCAGUCUUGUCUUGUCAACAGUCUUUUCCCUACUAUGUGCUUGACAUUUCCUGAAAUUACAACUCCUUAGAAGAGCCAGAUAAUCUGAAACAACACUGAGGAGGAUGGAGAUAUGAGCGGUACACAAUAGCAUCCCUUUAUUUCUUGUCAUGUUCAUGAAUCUCACGAAAACAUUUUAACAGCCUUCCUUCUCCACCAAAGUAGAUUAUACCACUGGGAAGGACAAGUCAACUGAUCUUUCCUUAUUGUCUUUAAUGCAGAACAUUUAAAUAUUGCAUAUUUUCCUUGAAUUUUGGUAAUUGGAACGAUUCUUUUAUCCGCUUACUGACAGUGGGGCCAGGAUUAUUCUUUAGACUUGACAUAGUUUUAGGUGCCAGUAGAGGGGACUGUGCUAAUAUUUGACCAUUCUUGCCUGGGAAAAUACUGUAAAGAAAUAAAUCUCAUGUGAAGUUGGUUGGUUAGGUAGACUGGUUACUGCCUCUUAGAUAAUUGCUGCUUGGACAGAUAACUUGUAUUCUUGAUGGGGAUAGGGAAAGGAGAUGCUGUUUAUUUUUUGUAGAUGUUGACAAUGCUGCUUUCAUGUUCUGUCCCAACACUAUAUUUUACUUUAGAAAGACUGCAGUCUCACAGUCGUGUGUGCUACAUAAUAGGUGUUGUUACUUUAUAACGUACAGGCAUAAUGACAUUGCAGUCAGUGCUCUUUGAAUUCUGUGUCUACAGUAGCCUCACACAAGUGCAAAAAUUAACAUCCUGAGAAACUCAGCUUUUGGGAGCAGGGUUGUUUAAAAUUCAAGUUUCUAGCCCUCAUGGCUGGAAAGAUAAUACCUGAGCAGGAUGUUCAUUGGUCAGGUGGCAGAGCUUCAGUGCUCUGCAUAUCCUCUUUGUCCUCCCUAUGGAUGGAAAAAGCAGAUCUGGUCACUUUACAUCAUCUAUUCAGAAUAUUUUUGUAGAAUGUGGAUUACAUUAGAAUGGAUUUUGGAAGGAAACAGAGGGGGCUUUAACCCCAGGGUGGUAUCUCACAAAUGGAUUGUUCAGAUCCAAUGUUUGUGUGUGCACAGUUGGCACACAAAUAUUCACACACCCUUCUGUUUUCAUUCACAAUAUUCAUGUUAAUCCACCACUUGCCAUGCAUAUCAGUGUGCAGAGCUUGACAGAAAAUAUCCUGGGUGGAUGUGUUUUGUCCCUCCUCUCAGUAACUCCUCCCCCACCCUCCAUUACCUUUUACAUUGUGGUGUGUGCACCUUUAAAAAAACCAAGAAGUAAACAAAAGCUGAAGAGCAAACAUUACCAGCAUGUGUCACAGUGGGCAAAAUAGAGGGUUGUGAAUAGAGAGUUGUGUAUGGAGAGGAGAGGGUAAUACUGCAGCUCGUACAAAAAAGUCUAGAUUGGGAUGGGGAGCUCCUCCACCCCAGCGGGUCAUUUUGGCAGGCAGGAAUCACUGCCCACCUAUCAAUCACUUGACUGACAUACUCCAUACUAUAGUUCCCCAAUACCUGGAAUACUUGUCUCCUUCAAUCUUUUGAGUUGCAUCCCUGUGCAGAAAUGAAUUCUAAGAACAUGCAAAACAUCAUGAUGAAAACUCCAAAUUCAAAAUUAGUAUUAGACCCAGAAGCAUCUUCUUGUGAUUGAGUGGAUAACAAGGCUAUAAUUCUGAGCAGAAGAGACUGGGACUCAUCGUUGAUGUUUAUGCUCUCACCAGUGAAUCAUCACAGCUGAUUAUACAUGCCUUCUGUAGAUUUGCCUUCAAUUGACUUGCCAUUAUCCUACUUACUGUUCCAGAGUAAUAUAUUGUAAAAUACCAUUUGGCUUUAGUCCUCCUUAUCGACAGAACCAUUUCAUGAUAUUGUCAGCUGUGCAGGAACUGAUGGAAUACCCUGUUAAUUUAUUGUGGAAAUAACCUGUCUCUUGGCUAUAAAAAGGACUAUGUGUUGCUUUCAGUCAGUUCUUUGCUGCCUUCAUCCAGAGAGAUAGUUGAUAACCUCUUGCACUAUAUGACUUGAGUGUUUUUUUACAUAUUUUGUAACAGGUUUCUACCUUUUGAUGUUGUACUAUGAGAGAGUCUACACACUGGCUGAUUCUUUAGGCAUUUUGUUGUGACCCCCAUAACAUCUCAGAGAAAUGUCAUUAUGAGUUUAAUUGUGGGAGGAACUGUUGAAUAAAUGCAAAUGAAAUCCCACCUUCACCGAAGUCAUUUUUUCAAUGUCACACUGCUUAAUUUCUCUAUGUUGACAUUCUGCCCACAGAUCAAAGGAAGACAAAAUGUAAAGUGCACAAGCAUUAACUUCGUAUAUAGGAUGGAUUGGGAAGGGGCUGAGGGUGAGCUGAGUUAAGACUUGUAUCUGGAACUUUCUGGCUGAAAGCUCACACUCUAAGGCUGAAAUCCUACCCUCAGCUGAGAGUAAACCCCAUUGAAUAUGAUAGCACUUACUUCUGGGAAAACAUGGUAAGG